Messenger RNA from Neltuma alba, 2412 nucleotides. Its product is annotated as serine/threonine protein phosphatase 2A 57 kDa regulatory subunit B' kappa isoform-like. The record is from RefSeq and is a predicted model, not a curated record. Gene Ontology annotation, biological process: signal transduction. Gene Ontology annotation, cellular component: protein phosphatase type 2A complex. NCBI's taxonomy places the organism in Eukaryota, Viridiplantae, Streptophyta, Magnoliopsida, Fabales, Fabaceae. The transcript is spliced from 2 exons. Gene Ontology annotation, molecular function: protein phosphatase regulator activity. The coding region runs from base 584 to 2086 and encodes 500 amino acids.
AUGUAGUAUUAUGGAAUUUAGUACUGGUUUAUAUUGUUCGGUUUCCAGUUUCGUUCAGAUCGGUCAUUAUCAACUGAAAGAAACAGUUCUGAUGCUGCAUUGCCAAAAAUCUUUAACAGUAGUUCCGUGAUCUUCAUCACCCUCUGAGCUUCCAUUUUCUGAUUUUGUGCCGUAAAGCCUCAUCCUCUUAACUCCACCUCCCGUUUCCUUUUGAACUUUCCCUUUUAUUCGGGAGGGGGAAGUUCGAAUUUCGAAAUGGUUGCUAGGGGUAGGAGAUUUAACUGUUAAUCUUCGUUCUUACUUUCAGUAUUCCUCAUCUUUUUUUAAAAAAAUUUAUGCCGAGGUAUAUCGUGCAGCAUCACCAAUGUUUCUUGAAUCCCAUCCAUACGCUGGUAUGUUGAUCCCAGUUUCAUGCAAUACUUAACUUUUGCCUGCUUCCAUGAGCGAGAUCUAGGGUUUAACAACCUGCCUCAUGCAUUCGUUUUCCUGGCUUGUCUAGAAUUUUCUCAUUUCUGGCCGGAUUGGUUUUUCAUGGGUUCCAUCUGAAGCUUUAGUAGUCCAUCAAUAUUUGCUUCAUAUAGCUAUGUUGAAGCAAUUCUUCAGUAAGAUUCCUCGUAAAUCAUCCAAAUCCCAUGGGGGGGAGUCAUGCCGGGACCCAGUGGCCGCUACACCGCGCGUCACCGGCAGGGCUAACCGGCCGAACGGUGGGAGUUCUGCCAUUCGGUCUAAUUCUGCGAAACGCACUUCUUCGUCGGCGGUUUUUCCUGCGAGCAUCGUGUCUGGAAUCGAACCCCUGGUGCCAUUCAAAGACGUGCCUCAUGCGGAGAAGAUGAACCUGUUUGUGAGCAAGUUGAGCCUUUGUUGCGUGACUUUCGAUUUCACUGACGCCGGUAAGAAUGUUGUGGAAAAAGAUGUCAAAAGGCAAACAUUGCUUGAACUCGUCGAUUUUGUCGCUUCUGGGUCGACUAAAUUCAGUGAACCUGCUAUUCUUGCUAUGAGUAGAAUGUGUGCUAUUAAUCUCUUUAGGGCUUUCCCGCCACCGUAUCGAUCUAAUAGGGGUGGUGCUGGUGGCGAGAUUGAUGAUGAUGAACCAGUAUUUGACCCUGCUUGGUCACAUUUACAGUUUGUGUAUGAAUUGUUGCUUAAUUUUAUUAAUUCUCCGUGUCUUGAUGCGAAGGUGGCGAAAAAGUAUAUCGAUCAUUCAUUUAUCUCGAGAUUACUUGAAUUGUUUGAUUCAGAGGAUCCAAGAGAAAGAGACUGCUUGAAGACUAUUCUGCACAAGGUUUAUGGAAAGUUCAUGGUGCAUAGGCCCUAUAUUCGGAAAUCUAUUAAUAACAUAUUUUACCGAUUUGUGUAUGAGACUGAGAAACACAAUGGCAUCGCUGAGUUAUUGGAGAUUUUUGGGAGCAUCAUUUGUGGGUUUGCCUUGCCUUUGAAAGAGGAGCACAAGAUCUUUUUAUGGAGAGUUUUGAUCCCCUUGCACAAACCUAAAUCCAUGGGUGUUUAUUUCCAGCAAUUGUCUUAUUGUAUUACUCAGUUUGUAGAGAAGGAGCCGAAGCUAGCCAGCACUGUUAUAAGGGGUUUGUUAAAAUAUUGGCCGAUAACAAAUAGUCAGAAGGAGGUCAUGUUCUUGGGCGAAGUGGAAGAGAUUUUGGAAGUAAUCAACAUGCUAGAGUUCCAGAGGGUCAUGGUCCCGUUAUUUUGGCGUAUUAGUUGCUGCAUUAAUAGCUUACACUUUCAGGUGGCUGAGAGGGCCCUUUUCUUAUGGAACAAUGACCAUAUUGUGAACUUGAUCGCACAUAACUGUCAGGUGAUCCUGCCCAUAGUAUUUCCAGCACUAGAGAGAAACUGUCAGGGCCACUGGAGCCAAACUGUGCUCAACUUAACUCUUAAUAUUAGAAAGAUGUUCAUAGAGAUGGAUGACAAGCUCUUUCUGUCCUGCCAUUCUCACUUCAAGGAGGAAGAAGCCUUCUCGAUUUCAGCAGCUGAGAAGCGAAAAGAAGCAUGGGAACAACUAGAGCAUGCCGCUAGCCUCCGGCCUGUGAUAGGAAAUACAGCUGUUUUAGUGUGUCCCUUGACAACCUGAGUUACAUGUUAGCUGUUUUUGGUUGUGGAAAUGGCCGUUAAUAGGGGCGUUAAGGUAUAUGUUUUUGGCGAUAUCUAUAUGCUUCUGCCAGCCUGAUGUUGUAUAUCAUGGUUUUGGAUUGAUUGCGACUGUGUGGAAUGCUAGUUAACUCAUGUAUGUAAGUUAUGAGAAGGACCAUGCAGUAGAUCUAUCGAUUUUCUGCAUGAGCUUAUUAACAGACAAAAUAUAUAUUUUUCUUAGGUAGACUAUCUAAUGACCAUAUGUGCUUUGCAAAGGACAACGACAAAUAGUUAUGUGGAUAUUUUAAGUAGAUUAUGCUUUAAGAA